AUGCUGGCCGCCUUCGGCCUCGGAGCGGUGGUCAUGCGUGGAGCUGGCUGCACGAUCAAUGACAUGUGGGAUCGCAACUAUGACAGACAGGUUGUGAGGACAGCAAAUAGGCCCCUGGCAGCUGGAGAUAUCUCCAUUUUUCAGUCCUUCGUUUUUCUUGGAGGACAGCUUAGCUUGGGGCUUUGUAUGCUUCUAUGUCUGAAUCACUAUAGUAUCGUUCUGGGAGCGGCCUCUUUGCCUCUUGUGAUCACCUACCCUCUGAUGAAGAGAAUAACAUACUGGCCACAGUUAUUUUUGGGAAUGACAUUUAAUUGGGGAGCGCUUCUUGGCUGGUCUGCUAUCAAAGGGUCAUGCGAGUGGUCUGUGUGUUUGCCCUUGUACUUCGCUGGAAUAAUGUGGACACUGAUAUACGAUACCAUUUACGCACAUCAG
This is a messenger RNA of Pelecanus crispus (Dalmatian pelican), 432 nucleotides long. The record is from RefSeq and is a predicted model, not a curated record. NCBI's taxonomy places the organism in Eukaryota, Metazoa, Chordata, Aves, Pelecaniformes, Pelecanidae.